This is a messenger RNA of Arabidopsis arenosa, 1620 nucleotides long. The record is from the annotation of a GenBank genome assembly. Lineage: Eukaryota; Viridiplantae; Streptophyta; Magnoliopsida; Brassicales; Brassicaceae.
AUUUCUGAUUUUCUUCUCCGAAACCACCAAUUCGACGAUGAUUCUGAGGAAAGUAUGGGGAUCGGUGUGGAACCGAUCGAAUAGUGGCAAGGAUUUGGUGAGUCAUCAGAGAGCGAUGAAUCAUGUUCCUCCUCCUCUGUUGUUGUCUUCUUCUUCGUCUCUUGGUGCGUUUGAUCAGCUACCAAUGGAUAUUCUAGUUCAGAUAUUGAUGAUGAUGGAGCCAAGAGAUGCUGUGAAAUUAGGCUUAACUUGCAAAGCCUGGAAAUGUGUAGCUGGUGGUAAUCGUCUUUGGAUAUUUUAUCUCCAGUGUUCUCAAGAGCCAUGGGACUCCAUUUUCUUCGCUGAAACUAGUUUGCGUUCUGGUUAUCCUCUCCGAAUGAUUUCUAGUCAAUCAGGAGAGUUGUCGUUUAUGCACAUUUAUAGUCAGAGGGCACAAGUUCCUGGUUCUAUCAUUAUCGAUGGUGGUUCUGGAUAUUGUAAGUUUGGUUGGAGCAAGUAUGCUUCACCUUCUGGACGUUCUGCUACUUUUUUGGAAUUUGGUAACAUUGAGUCGCCCAUAUAUGCUAGACUUCAACAGUUCUUUGCUACCAUUUUCACCAGGAUGCAGGUGAAGCCCUCUAUGCAGCCAAUAGUGGUAUCACUACCUCUCUGCCAUUUUGAUGAUACUGAAUCGGCCAGGGCAUCAAGGCGGCAACUCAAGACUGCUAUCCUCAAUGUCUUGUUUGACAUGAAUGUUCCUGCAGUGUGUGCAGUUAAUCAGGCUGUGUUAGCUCUAUAUGCAGCACGGCGGACAUCUGGAAUUGUUGUCAACAUUGGUUUCCAAGUCAUCACCAUUCUUCCAAUUUUGCAUGGUAAGGUGAUGCGCCAGGUAGGUGUAGAAGUCAUUAGUUUUGGAGCAUUGAAACUCACGGGCUUCCUUAAGGAGAAGAUGCAAGAGAACAACAUUUCCUUUCAAUCACUCUACACUGUUCGUACUCUUAAAGAGAAACUGUGUUAUGUGGCUCUUGAUUAUAAAGCUGAACUUUCAAAAGACACACAAGCUUCAGUGGAAGUUUCAGGUGAAGGAUGGUUUACUUUGUCAAAGGAGCGUUUCCAAACAGGGGAGAUAUUAUUCCAACCACGUCUCGCUGGAAUGCGUGCAAUGAGUCUGCACCAGGCAGUCUCGCUCUGUAUGGACCACUGUGAUGCAGCGGGACUUACAGGUGACGAUAGUUGGUUCAAGACGGUAGUACUAACUGGGGGAAGCGCGUGUUUGCCUGGACUCGCAGAGAGGCUAGAGAGAGAACUGCAUGAACACCUUCCUUCAUCUAUAAGCAAUGGAGUCAGAGUAAUCCCUCCUCCUUGUGGCGUGGACACAUCAUGGCAUGGGGCAAAGCUUAUCAGUAACUUGAGCACCUUUCCUGGUCCUUGGUGUAUCACAAGGAAGCAGUUCCGCCGCAAGUCAAGACUCAUGUGGUGAAUCUCUCAGCCUUUUUUUUUUCUUUUCCUACCAUCGCGAAGACAGAGUGAGAGGCAGGGUACAGUUGUUCUAAGGUACUUUUUGCAAGUCUUUAGAUAAGGACGUAUAUGUAUAGUGUCAUACUUGAUUAUACUCAAAAGCCAUAAACAGCAAACAAUUGG